AUGCCCCACAGCACGGUGUACGAGGCCUACGACGAGGACUGGGACGAGCAGGGCGUGUGGAUUGGCGAUGGCGCAGGCGGGGAUGCGGGCGACUGGGAGGGCGAGGGGGAGGGCGGCAGCGCGGUAGAGUGGGCCGAUGAAGGCGCAGAGGACGACGACUUUGGCCCAGGAGUGACGGUGGUGCGGCGGACGAACCUGGCGGAGCACAACGAGCUGAUGGCGACGGAUCUCAGCCUCGACGCCUACCUCGACCCCCUCGCCCUCGUCAACGCGUGGGAGGGCGCGCUCACAGACUUCAAGUUCAUGCACCCAGACCGCUUCUUGCCCCCGACAGAAGCCCCUCUCUCGCUCGCACAGCGCCAAACGAAGGCUCCCAUCUGGUACGGCCCGCCUCCCUCGACCGCCUCGACUUCGAAACUCCCCUCUCACCUUCCAAUCCACACCGUUUCUUCCUCUGCCUCGACUCACGCAAACGGCCACACCGUCUUCCGCGAACCCUCAGUGACGCCCUCUGACUCUCCGGCACCCGGAACGAAGAAGCGCAAACGCUUGACCGGGUCGCAGAAGAAGGCGAGAAAGGCUGCGAAACUGGCUGCGGCGACGACCGCUGCUGCAGGCGACGAGGAAGAGUGUCCUGCUGGUGCAGAAGACCACGAUGACGAGCAUGCUACGCCGCAAACCGCUGUUCCUCCUCGACGCGGUCCACCUUCUCCUACGUACACCCCCUCUUCGCCCAAAAUCUCUCGAACCGGCCACCCUCCCUCUCCCUCUCCUCCUCCCGCCGCCUCAACUUCUGCAUCUGCAACACUCACUCGCCCAAUCGGUCCUCAACACCCCUCCUCCUUCUCCUUCGUCGUCCCGCCCGUCUCGUCCCUCCCAACGACCUUCCCUCCUCCACCGCCUAUCGCGCCUCUUACGGGCGACGAACCGGCUUUGGAGGCUGAGACUCCGGAGGCGUUACUUGAGGCGGCGUUGUGGAGCUGGUAUACCGCCGGCUACCAAACAGCCCUCUACCACGCCGCCGUCGGAGUCGCCAAGUUCAAGCCUUCUGCCAAUGAGUCCUCGUAG
Molecule: messenger RNA, 1068 nt
Organism: Rhodotorula toruloides NP11
Lineage: Eukaryota; Fungi; Basidiomycota; Microbotryomycetes; Sporidiobolales; Sporidiobolaceae
Exons: 4
Coding region: 1-1068 (355 amino acids)
Source: RefSeq, a predicted model, not a curated record